Closterium sp. Yama58-4 is the source of this 1448-nucleotide messenger RNA. The record is from the annotation of a GenBank genome assembly. Lineage: Eukaryota; Viridiplantae; Streptophyta; Zygnematophyceae; Desmidiales; Closteriaceae.
AUGGGGCCCCUGGUGUGCGGCGAUGGCAUGCUGGUGAGCUACUCGUGGAAGCGCCACAUCGCUGCCCAUGCUGCCACCACCGCUGCCAAGCGCACCGGGGUCGCUUUCACAGCCUUUCAGCGCCACAGGCAGCGCUGCUUCCCUGCCCUCGCUCCGCCGCCUCUCACGCUCACUGCACUCGCCCGCCACCUCGCCCACCGACCCACAGCCUCUCGUCCUGCCCCCACUGCUGUCCAUGCCACAGCACCUGCUCCUGCUGGUGAUGGCGCGGGGGUAGUCGCGCUGCAAGGCGGGCCCACCAGUGCUGCCGCUGCUGAGGCCGCUGCUGCCGGCUCCGCUGCCCCGCCUGCUGAUGCUGCUGCCGGCACUGCGGGCGUGAAGGUGGAAGGGGCAACAGUGGCUGGGGGAAAAGGGGCGGGAGCUGGGGAGGGAAAAGGGCAAGUGGGGGCAGCAGGCGCAGGUGCAAGUGGAGAAGGCACGUGUGCUGUCACCAACACUACUGCCCCUGCUGCUGCUGCUACAAGCUCGGCAGGAGCAGCAGAAGGCACCUCCAUCAACACAGGUGCUUCUGGGGAAGGUACACCUGCAGCUGCUGCCGAUACAUCCGCUGCCGUUUCCGAACCUGGACGCGAUGGUCCAGGACCAGGGUUGGGCCGAGCCACCCCACCAGCAGGCUUGGGGGUGAUGGGGGCGCUAGGUGCGGUUGGACUGGGUCGGGGGAGGGUCGGGGGACUGGUUCGGGGCCUUGGGGCGUUUGGGCGGAUGGGGGGAAUAGGAGGAAGUAUAGGGGGGAGUAUUGGGGGAAUGGGGGCAGGGGUGGGGGGAGGGAAUGCGAUGGAGGCGGACGACCUGGGGGGGGGCGACGAGAUGAUGAUGCUGGGGGGCGACUUUGGCGGCGAUGACAUGGACGUGGAUGGGCGCGGGGGGGACGAUGGGGGGGACGGGGGCGGUGCACGGGGCGGGGCACAGGGGGGGGUAGGAGGGGCGGAGGGAGAGGGAAUAGUGGGGGAGAGGAAUGAAGGGCACAGGCCAGUUUCUGCUGCUGGGGAAGGAGGUAGGCUAGAGGGCGACGGGGGUGGGGCGGAACAAGCAGAGGGGGCAAUGGCGAAGGGAGGUGAAGGGGGGAGUGAAAGCAAGGCAGGGGUAGGUGGUGCUGGUGGAGGGGAACGAGCAGGGCCCACGGUCAUCUCCCUCAUGCCAGCUGGCAGCCCACGAGUGGAUGGCGUCGCAGUGUUUGGAACAAACGAGGUGGGGCCGCAUGUGCAUGCAUGGGGGCAAUCACACCACAUGGCCUUCCAACUCGUCACUGCGCAAGCACGGCAAGUGGUGCACAGGCUGCGCUGUGCUGCCACACCACAUCCCUCCGCAGCAGCAGGCAGCAUGCCGCCGCUGCAAGGCCUGCUGGAAUGGUUGCACUCCUUCCGCACCCUCUUCCAGCAGCCCUGCAG